AUGAGCUUUGCUAAUGACGAUAGAGGCACCACAGGGAAAGUGCUAAUGGCAAUUCAAAUCUCCCUUGUUGCCAUCGUCAUCCUCGUUGACGGAUUUAAUGAAAAGCUGGUUCCGCCACUGUUAUUCGCCGUUUUCGUCGCCUAUUACUGCACCGCCCGCACGCGCACACACGCCCUCCUCCGGUCGGACAAUAGCCUUCCUCGUCCAGCCGGCGACUCGAUCAGCACCAUCGCCAUUGUCGGCGCCGGAAGUUCCGCCGGCGAUCAGGACUCCGGCGGUGUCACGAUCAUUGAGCUCGGUCUCGAUGAGGCCGCCCUUCGGAGCUUCCCGAAGCUGCUCUACUCUGUAGAUUUCGGUAAACUUGUAGAUCAUGAAGACGAAGAAUCUUCGUCGUCGACGGCGAUCUGUUGCUCGAUUUGCUUGGCGGACUUCGAGGAAGGCGACGUUCUCUGGUUGCUGCCGGAUUGCGGACACGUUUUCCACCAGAAAUGCGUUGAUCCGUGGCUGCAGUUGCGGCCGACGUGCCCCAACUGUCGAACGUCGCCGAUCCCGACUCCGAUCGCCACUCCUCUAGCUGAGGUUACUCCGUCGGUAUGGCAGUGA
This is a messenger RNA of Morus notabilis, 603 nucleotides long. Its product is annotated as putative RING-H2 finger protein ATL71. NCBI's taxonomy places the organism in Eukaryota, Viridiplantae, Streptophyta, Magnoliopsida, Rosales, Moraceae. The transcript is spliced from 2 exons. The coding region runs from base 1 to 603 and encodes 200 amino acids. The record is from RefSeq and is a predicted model, not a curated record.